CUCGACUCGCUUGACUCGCUGCUCCUCGGCGCCAGCACGUCCUCACUUGCCUCCUGGCUCCUCGAGAUCCUGGACGAUGACCAGCUUAUCCCCGUCGACCUUGCGACGGCGCUCGCCCACGCAUCGGCCGUCGUCCGCCGCGGUCGGUGCGGUGACAUGCAGCCCUCAGGCGGCAGCCUCGCUGGGCCAUCGCAGGAGCCUGAGGCUGCGUCGGAGGAGCGCGAGGCGCCAGCGAAGGAGACUGCCGAUGGGCUGCGCUCUUCCGGCGGCGCGACGCGCACCGAGGCGCCGAGGGCAUCCGCAGACGAGGCGGCAAAGACCGAGAAGGAGAGGGAACUUCUCGCGAAGCUCGGAGAGGAGAGGAUGCAGCUCGGCAUCACGGCGAAAAUGCUGUGCCAGGGGGUGCUCGCGCUUGUGCCUCACCUCGCUACGGUGAUGUCGCCGGACGAGGUGCUCUCCGACCCCGAGCGUGCGAGGGCUUUGAUGCGAGAGCUCGCCCCCACGCACGCGUAG
Molecule: messenger RNA, 513 nt
Organism: Emiliania huxleyi CCMP1516
Lineage: Eukaryota; Haptophyta; Isochrysidales; Noelaerhabdaceae
Exons: 1
Source: RefSeq, a predicted model, not a curated record